Messenger RNA from Hemicordylus capensis (graceful crag lizard), 12808 nucleotides. It is a transcript of the gene DNAH12, whose product is annotated as dynein axonemal heavy chain 12. NCBI's taxonomy places the organism in Eukaryota, Metazoa, Chordata, Lepidosauria, Squamata, Cordylidae. Gene Ontology annotation, cellular component: dynein complex. The coding region runs from base 696 to 12587 and encodes 3963 amino acids. The record is from RefSeq and is a predicted model, not a curated record. Gene Ontology annotation, biological process: microtubule-based movement. Gene Ontology annotation, molecular function: minus-end-directed microtubule motor activity; ATP binding; dynein light intermediate chain binding. The transcript is spliced from 74 exons.
ACAUGCCCAGAGUUCUCUAUAAUUAGGGAGGCUUAACAAGAAGUACAAGAUCAACAAAAGGUUAUGAGCAUGAGUAAGAAAUAGAUUUAAGGGAAAAAAAUUUUUUUUAAAAAAAGUGGUCACCGAAAGGUACAAAAUAAAUAAAAGAGUGACAGCUGUACAGACAUCCCCCCACCCCUGCUUUCCACAGUCCCACAAAGCUCCCUCACAGCUGCAGUCAGGCUUUUCAACUAAUGUCUGCUGUGCAGGAACUGUCUCUUCAGGUAAAUCUCUCUCUUUCCAGCGGUUGCCACUUCUUCUCCUUAGGAUAUUCUACAGCCUUCCAUACGGUGGCGGUUUCUUUCCCCCAUUCCUCAGUAGCUCGGCUCUUGUUUCUUGCCCCAGUUACAGUUUAACUGCUUCUCCCGGUUACCUAGGUAACCUCCCCCCCAACACUGCCUCCUUUUGCAGAGUUGAUUGAAAGCAGAUGCCACUGGCAAAGCAAGCUGGGGAAGUUCUUGUGUGUUCUUGUGUGCCCAUAGCAACCAAUGCAUUGUUGACACCCUUGGUGAGCCAGGAAGCUUGUCGGCAGAGCUCAGCUUGGGCACUGCUCAAUUGCCCUGCCAUUGCCCUCCAUCCUGCUCUCUCCAGAAGGGCAGCAGCCUCUUUGCCAGCUUCUUGUCACGCCAACGUCAGGAAAGGUGAGCAACCAGAAGAUGUCAGCACCGGGUAAAUCGUCGGACGUCCCAGAUGAUGAUGCAUGGAACAUUCACUUACCACCUAUAGCUUUGCCCUCCACAUCCAAGGAGUUGACAGAAACACAAAAAAAGUUGAUGAAAUACCGAAGAGUUAAGGAACAGCAAAAGAUGCUUAAUAAGAUCAUAGUCACUGAGGCUACAAAAGAAUACAAAAAUGCCUUAGAAGCAUUUGCUAAAAGAGAGGCCGAACCUCCUGUUCCAGAAUUGCCUGCUACUAUGAACAGUGAGCAGAAAAAAAUAAGAACCAACUAUCUCUUUAUGAAGAAAUGCGUAGAAAGUAAUCCUGUGGUGCCUAUACAGCAGGAAUGGUUAGCCUCUAUGCUCACUUUGAUUCCUCCAAAUCUAAUGGAAGGCAAGGCCAGAGAGAAACUGGUGGAAGAGCUCUUAGCUGAGAUAACAAAUGAUUAUGAAGCCAGCAUGAAGAGAUAUAUGGUGCGAAGUGUUCUUGUCAAGCCUAAGGUAAUAGGGCUUGAAUAUGAGAUAGAGGGACCAUUGCCAGUUGAACCACUAGGGCUAGACUUUUCCAGGCCUUGGCAUAAAAGCUUUGUACAAGCAAGAAAACAGAUUAACACAAAUUUACAUAUUCUCCAUCCAACUCUAAGGAUUUUAUUGGAUAUUGGUUACAGAACCUUUUCUAAGUUACUCAUAGUAGAUAUGUCAAGUUUCAGGUCUCGAGGCCCAGUUGAAUGUGAAUCACUUCAAAAUGAUGUGUCUAUAAACUGCCUAAAAACAGAAGAAAAAAUAUUAAAUACAUGGUACCCAAGUGUAAUCAAUCUCUUUACCAGAAAAGAAGCACUGGAAGGUGUAAAGACAGACAAAGUUGAUUCUUUUUACAAUUGCGUAGCUACACUUAUGUCUAAUCAGAUUAAGGAGUUAUUGAAAAGAACUGUAGAGCAUUAUGUGCAACUGUUUGAUCUUGAUGACCAAAGAUGGCUGCCUUUAUUUAAGAUGGAGCUGACUUUCGAUUAUGAGAAAAUGGACUUUUAUCCAAGCUUUCAAGAUCUGGAGAGUUCUAUUUUGUUUAUAGUUAAUUUGAUUGCACAGACACUGCAGAAUGUCCAAACAAUACAUACUUGGCUUGGAGGUGGGACCACAGUUACAACUAUAGACACUGAACUCCCUGAACAUGUGAUAACAUGGGCAUCGUCUGCACUAAGAAAAGCAAUUAAUGCGAACUUGAAAGGUCCUAAAGCACAUUUUGAUUCUUAUGUUGAGAAGUAUGGCUGGUUAGUAGAUGGUGCUGCAGAUGAACGUUUAAGACAAUUUGUAUCUGAGGAACAUACUUUUGAUGAAUAUACAGAGUUUAUAGAUGAAUUUCUAUGUCUUUCUAAAGAAAUAAUGAGCUUGCCAAUGUUAGCUCAUUUCCCUAUGGUGCGUUUAGACUGUGAUGAUUUGAAGCAAGGUCUGGUUGAUAAAGCAAGAAGCUUUGCAAAUAAAUUAUUGGACAUAAUAGUUGUAAAUCACAGAGAAGAAAAUGAAAUGAUAUGCAAUGAAUUUGAAACUAUUAAAGAACGUGCAUUAAAAGUUCCUGAAACAACAGAAGAAAUGAUGGAAAGUAUAGUAUAUAUAGACAAGGCUAAAACCAUAGGUAUCCAGAAGUUGUAUGAAAGGAUCAAGGAAUGCCAGCGACGAAUGAAUUACUUUUUAGAUGUUCAUCUAUUUGAACCAGAAGACCUGACACUGAAUGCAACUGUCCUAUUAUGGCCUCAAAAUAUUAAUCCCAUAUUUGAUGAAAACGAUGAUAUUAUUGAACAGUCUAAACGUAAAGGGGAAAGUGAAUUGCUGGCCAAACGUGAGAAAUUGAUAUUGGAAAUAGAAAAACAGACUCGUCGUAUGCAUGAGUUUACUGAAUACCAAGAUUUGGAUCGCAUGCAACAGUAUGUAACCGACAUGAGAGCACUGCAGAAACGCUUACAAGAUGCUGAUGAAACUGUUGCCUUCAUUAAUAAAGAAGAAAAGCUUUUUAAUUGGGAACUGACUGAGUAUCCAGAGUUGGAAACCUUAAAAGUUAACAUUGAGCCAUUCCAAAAACUUUUUGUUUUUAUAUUGAAAUGGCAGCGGACUGAAAAACGGUGGAUGGAUGGUGCUUUUUUAGAUCUCAAUGGGGAAAGUAUGGAAGCUGAGGUAGAUGAGUUUUUUCGAGAAAUCUACAAGACACUAAGGUUCUUUCAACAGAAGCAAAAGAAAGCUGAAAUAGAAAGAAAAAAGUCAGCACAGCGCAGACCAGUGUCAGAUGAGAGAGUAGAGGAAGAAAAGAAGGACAAUCCAACUAUUAGAAUGUGUGCUGUAGUUAUGGAGCAAAUUAAAGACUUCAAGGAAAAUAUCCCUUUGGUGACUAUCCUCUGUAAUCCAGGCAUAAGAACUCGCCAUUGGCAACAGAUGUCAGAAAUAGUUGCAUAUGAUUUAACUCCAGAUUCUGGAACCACCCUAAGAAAAGUUUUAAAGCAGAACCUAACUCCUUACCUAGAGCAAUUUGAAACCAUAAGUGUGGGAGCAAGCAAGGAAUUCUCAUUAGAGAAAGCAAUGCACACUAUGAUGGAGAUAUGGGAUGGAAUUUCCUUCCAAACAAGUUUAUAUCGUGAGACUGGAGUUAAUAUUUUAUCUGCAGUAGAUGAGAUUCAGACUAUUUUGGAUGACCAGAUUGUAAAAACACAAACAAUGAGAGGAUCACCUUUCAUCAAGCCAUUUGAAAAACAAAUCAAGGAAUGGGAAGAUCGUCUGAUUAGGAUUCAAGAGACCAUUGAUGAGUGGUUGAAAGUGCAGGCUCAGUGGCUUUACUUGGAACCAAUCUUUUCUUCAGAGGAUAUUAUGCAACAGAUGCCGGAGGAAGGGCGUCAGUUUCAGACUGUGGAUAGAUACUGGAGAGACAUUAUGAGAUACUGUUCCAAAGACCCCAAGGUUCUUGCUGCUACUUCAUUGACAGGCUUGUUGGAAAAGCUUCAGAAUUGCAAUGAACUACUAGACAAAAUAAUGAAAGGAUUGAAUGCUUAUCUUGAGAAGAAGCGUCUCUUCUUCCCUCGCUUCUUUUUCUUGUCCAAUGAUGAAAUGUUGGAGAUCCUGUCAGAGACUAAGGAUCCUCUCAGAGUUCAACCUCACCUUAAAAAGUGUUUUGAGGGCAUUGCUAAGCUGGAAUUUCUUCCCAAUCUGGACAUUAAGGCAAUGUACAGCACUGAAGGUGAACGUGUGGAGCUGAUUUCAACCAUCUCAACUUCUGAAGCUCGGGGGGCUGUGGAAAAGUGGCUAAUACAAGUGGAAGAUAUGAUGCUGAGGAGUGUACAUGAUGUCAUUACAAGAUCAAGACUGGCAUAUCCAGAAAGAGAAAGAAAAGACUGGGUAAGAGAAUGGCCUGGGCAAGUGGUUCUCUGCGUGUCACAAAUGUUCUGGACAAGUGAAGUACAUGAAGCCAUAGCUAGUGGCCCAGAGGGCUUAAAGAAUUAUUACAACAACCUUCAGCUUCAAUUAAAUGAUAUUGUAGAGCUGGUAAGAGGAAAAUUGUCUAAGCAAACAAGGACUACGUUGGGUGCUUUGGUCACUAUUGAUGUGCAUGCUAGAGAUGUUGUCAUGGAUAUGAUUGAAAGUGGUGUGUCGCAUGAAACAGAUUUUCAGUGGCUUGCUCAGUUGCGAUAUUACUGGGAAUAUGAGAAUGUUCGGGUCCGUGUAAUCAAUUGCAAUGUAAAAUAUGCUUAUGAAUAUCUUGGCAAUUCUCCUCGACUCGUCAUUACUCCUCUCACAGACAGAUGUUACCGCACUUUGAUUGGAGCGUUUUAUUUAAAUCUUGGCGGUGCUCCAGAGGGCCCUGCUGGGACAGGGAAAACAGAGACCACCAAAGACUUGGCUAAAGCCCUUGCCGUGCAGUGUGUUGUCUUCAACUGUUCUGAUGGUCUUGAUUACUUAGCCAUGGGGAAGUUUUUCAAGGGUCUGGCUUCUUCGGGUGCUUGGGCUUGCUUCGAUGAAUUCAAUCGCAUUGAGCUGGAAGUGCUGUCUGUGGUGGCUCAGCAAAUUCUUUGUAUCCAGAGAGCUAUACAGAUGAAACUGGAGAUAUUUAAUUUUGAAGGGACUGAACUGAAGCUUAAUCCCAACUGUUUUGUUGCAAUUACAAUGAAUCCAGGUUAUGCAGGUCGCUCUGAACUGCCAGAUAAUCUCAAGGUCCUUUUCCGAACAGUGGCCAUGAUGGUUCCUAACUAUGCCCUCAUUGCUGAAAUCUCUCUCUACUCCUAUGGGUUUCUGAAUGCCAAGCCAUUGUCAGUGAAAAUAGUAAUGACCUACAGAUUGUGCUCAGAACAGCUUUCAUCUCAGUUCCAUUAUGACUAUGGUAUGCGUGCAGUCAAAGCUGUGUUAAUAGCUGCUGGUAACCUAAAACUGAAAUUCCCAGUAGAAAAUGAAGACAUACUGCUUCUUCGAUCAAUCAAGGAUGUGAAUGAGCCUAAGUUUUUGUCACAUGACAUACCUCUUUUCAUAGGCAUUACAAGUGAUUUAUUCCCAGGUAUUAAGCUUCCUGAAGCUGACUACAAUGAUUUUUUGGAAUGUGCACAAGAAUCCUGUAAAACACAUAAUGUCCAACCAGUGAAAGUUUUUCUAGAAAAGAUGAUACAAACCUAUGAAAUGAUGAUAGUUAGACAUGGUUUUAUGCUUGUAGGAGAGCCUUUCGCUGGAAAGACCAAAGUUCUACAUGUAUUGGCAGAUACACUUACCCUUAUGAAUCAUCGUGGGUAUGGGGAAGAAGAAAAAGUAGUGUUUAGGACUGUGAAUCCAAAAGCUAUUACUAUGGGUCAACUUUUUGGACGAUUUGAUCCAGUAUCUCAUGAGUGGACAGAUGGCAUAGUUGCCAACACUUUUCGAGAAUUUGCUCUAACUGAGACACCUGACCGAAAAUGGGUUGUUUUUGACGGUCCUAUUGAUACCCUUUGGAUAGAGAGCAUGAACACUGUGUUGGAUGACAACAAAAAGCUUUGUUUGAUGAGUGGAGAAAUAAUUCAGAUGUCACCUCCGAUGAGCCUCAUCUUUGAAGCAAUGGACCUUUCUCAGGCUUCGCCAGCUACAGUCAGUCGUUGUGGUAUGAUUUACUUGGAGCCUUCACAGCUGGGCUGGAAGCCACUUGUAUCUUCUUGGCUGAAUACACUUCCUGAACCCCUUGAUCAAAAUGAGCAUCAAGAACUUCUUCAGGACCUUUUUAACUGGUUAACACCACCUGCAUUACGAGUUCGUAAAAAAAAAUGCAAGGAGCUAGUCCCCACCAGUAAUAGCAAUGCGGUGGUAUCUCUCACUCGGCUUUUGGAAAUGUUGCUUUGUGACCCUGUACAAAAGGAUCCUCAAAAUAAGAACAUCCACAAAUGGAUUAUGGCUUGUUUUGCUUUCGCUGUUGUUUGGUCCAUUGGUGGAACCUGUGAUAGUGAUGGUCGGGUUGUGUUUGAUAACUUUAUGAGGGAUAUUCUAGCAGGAAAGAUAGAAGAACAUCCACUGCCAGCAUCGGUGGGCAAAUGGGACAGUCCGUUUGAAGAGAAAGGAUUGGUGUAUGAUUACAUGUUUGAGCUGAAGGGUAAAGGUCGUUGGGCACAUUGGAAUGAAGCCAUUAAAAACAUCAAUUAUAAUGAUAAAACUGCUAAGAUUCAAGACAUUAUAGUCCCAACAAUGGACACUGUCAGAUAUACCUACUUGAUGGAUAUGUGCAUUGCACAUGGCAAACCACUGCUUUUUGUGGGACCAACAGGUACUGGGAAAUCUGUUUAUGUGAAGGACAAGUUAAUGCACCAUUUAGAAAAGGAACGCUACUUCCCAUUCUUUGUUAAUUUUUCAGCUCGAACCAGUGCCAAUCAGACCCAGAACAUUAUCAUGGCCAGGCUGGACAAAAGACGAAAAGGAAUAUUUGGCCCACCUAUGGGAAAGAAGUGUAUAAUCUUUGUAGAUGACAUGAAUAUGCCUGCAUUGGAACAAUAUGGAGCUCAGCCUCCUAUUGAACUUUUGAGACAAUUUUUUGAUCAUGGAAAUUGGUAUGACAUAAAAGACACAAAUAAAAUUGUACUAGUUGAUGUGCAGCUGAUGGCCGCCAUGGGUCCACCAGGUGGUGGAAGAAAUCCAGUCACGCCUCGUUUUCUGCGACACUUCAACAUUUGCACCAUUAAUUCCUUUAGUGAUGAAACAAUGGUCCGGAUUUUCUCCACUGUUGUGUCUUUCUAUCUCAGAGUAAAUGAAUUCAUCCCUGAAUAUUUCACAGUUGGAAACCAAAUUGUCAGUGGCACUAUGGAGGUAUAUAAAAAGGCCAUGGAAAACCUAUUACCAACACCAGCCAAGUCUCACUAUACUUUCAAUCUGCGUGACUUUUCACGAGUUAUCCUAGGUUGUUUGCUCAUUAAGAAAGAUUGCGUUGUAAACAAAAAUACAAUGAUUCGUCUCUUUGUGCAUGAAGUCUUUCGAGUAUUUUAUGACCGCCUUGUGGAUGACAGUGAUAGAGCUUGGCUGUUCAAACUAACAAAAGAUAUUGUGAGAGAACAUUUCAAAGAAGCGUUUGAUUCAGUAUUUGCACACCUGAGACAAGGAAAUGCACCUGUAACUGAAGAAGAUAUGAGAAGUCUGCUGUUUGGAGACUACAUGAGUCCUGAUCUUGAAGGAGAUGAAAGGCUUUAUUUUGAAAUUCCAAGUGUGCAAAUGUUCAAUGAUGUUGUGGAUUUGUGUUUGGAUGAAUAUAACCAAACUCACAAAAGAAGAAUGAACUUAGUAAUUUUCAGGUAUGUGCUGGAACAUUUGUCUCGCAUAAGCCGUGUCCUGAAACAAUCAGGAGGUAAUGCCUUAUUAGUUGGAAUGGGAGGAAGUGGGCGCCAGUCCUUGACUCGUUUGGCUACAUCUAUGGCAAAAAUGAACAUUUUCCAACCAGAAAUCUCUAAGAGCUAUGGAAUGAAUGAGUGGAGGGAAGAUUUAAAGAGCCUUCUGAGGAGUGCAGGCAUGAAAGGCUUGAAAACUGUGUUUCUUAUCACAGACACACAGAUCAAAGAAGAAGGGUUUUUGGAGGAUGUUGACAGUGUGCUCAAUACUGGAGAAGUUCCUAAUCUUUUUGCAGCAGAUGAAAAACAAGAUGUUAUGGAGGGUGUUCGUGCAGUAGCCCAAGCUGGCAGUAAACAUGAAGAACUCAGUCCUUUGGCCUUAUUUGCUUUCUUUGUGAACCGUUGCAAAGACAAUCUCCAUGUUGUGGUAGCUUUCAGUCCAAUUGGAGACGCUUUUCGCAACCGACUGAGACAGUUCCCAUCUCUCAUCAACUGCUGCACCAUUGACUGGUUCCAGCCAUGGCCUGAAGAUGCUCUUGAACGUGUGGCUAUUAAGUUCUUGGAAAGGCUUCAGCUCACGGAAAAUGAACGUCAGGAAGUUGUUCCAAUCUGUAAACACUUCCAUACUUCUGUGUUAUCACUUUCUGAAAGAUUUUUGCAUGAUUUGGGACGACAUAAUUAUGUUACUCCAACUUCUUAUCUUGAACUGAUUGCUUCCUUCCAACAACUCUUGACUCAAAAACGAGAUGCUGUGAUGAAGGCAAAGAAAAGAUACACUAAUGGCUUAGACAAACUAGCUUUUGCUGAAUCUCAGGUUGGUGAAAUGAAAAAAGAACUAGUUGAUUUGCAGCCUAAAUUGGAGCAGGCUAAAGUGGACAAUGCAACUAUGAUGAAGAUCAUAGAGAAAGAGUCUGCAGAAGUUGAAGCAAAAAGUAGAACUGUAAAAGUGGAUGAAGGGCUUGCUACAGAAAAAGCAGAAGAAGCCCAAGCAUUGAAGAAUGAAUGUGAGAGUGACCUUGCAGAGGCCAUUCCAGUCCUAGAGGCAGCACUGUCUGCACUCGACACCCUGAAACCUGCAGAUAUCACAAUUGUGAAAUCAAUGAAGAAUCCACCUGCUGGUGUUAAACUUGUUAUGGCUGCCGUCUGUGUCAUGAAGGAUAUAAAACCUGAGAAAAUUGCAGAUCCUUCUGGACUUGGAGGCAAGAUUUUAGACUACUGGGGACCUAGCAAAAAGCUUUUGGGUGACAUGAAUUUCCUAAAAGAUCUGAGAGAGUAUGACAAGGAUAAUAUUCCAGUAACUGUGAUGCAGAAGAUUCGUGCUGAAUAUCUGAACAAUCCUGAGUUUGAUCCACCUAAAGUGGCUAAAGCAUCCUCUGCAGCUGAAGGCUUAUGUAAAUGGAUUAUGGCAAUGGAAGCAUAUGACAGAAUAGCAAAGGUUGUUGCUCCUAAAAAAGCCCGUUUAGCAGAGGCACAGAACUCCUUAGCACAGACUAUGGCGUUACUAAAUCAAAAGAGAGCCGAACUUCAGGCAGUUGAAGAUCGUUUGGAAGCUUUGCAACAAACCUUCGUUGAGAAAACUGAAGAAAAGGCUCGCUUAGAAUUUCAAGUGGAUUUAUGUGGUAAAAAGCUAGAAAGAGCAGAAAAGCUGAUUGGAGGACUUGGUGGAGAAAAAUCAAGAUGGUCUAAUGCUGCAAAUGAUCUUCAAGACACUUACGAUAAUUUGACAGGAGAUGUCCUGGUAUCAGCAGGAGUGAUAGCUUAUCUGGGUGCUUUCACUGCUGGUUUUAGACAGGAGUGUACUAAGGACUGGAGUGAACUGUGCAAGGAUAAAAGUAUUCCUUGUUCUGAGAACUUCUCUCUGAGUAAGACACUUGGUGAUCCAAUUAAAAUCAGAUCCUGGAAUAUUGCAGGGCUUCCAACAGACCAGUUUUCUAUAGACAAUGGUGUGAUUGUUGACAAUGCUAGACGUUGGCCAUUAAUGAUUGAUCCUCAGGGUCAAGCAAAUAAAUGGAUAAAAAAUUCUGAGAAAGAAAACAGGCUGAGUGUCAUAAAGUUCACAGACUCCGACUAUAUAAGAACAUUAGAAAACUGCAUUCAGUUUGGAACUCCACUUCUGCUGGAAAAUGUUGGGGAAGAAAUAGAUCCUUCAUUGGAGCCUCUGCUGCUUAAACAAACUUUUAAACAAGGGGGCAUGGAUUGCAUUCGACUUGGUGAAACAAUUAUUGAAUAUUCCUUUGAUUUCAAAUUUUAUAUUACGACCAAAUUAAGAAAUCCACAUUAUCUGCCUGAAAUAGCUACAAAGGUUUCUUUACUCAACUUCAUGAUUACUCCAGAAGGACUUGAAGAUCAACUUCUAGGUAUUGUUGUUGCAAAGGAGAGACCAGAAUUAGAAGAGGAAAGGAAUGCUCUUAUCCUCCAAUCAGCUGCAAAUAAGAAACAACUAAAAGAUAUAGAAAAUAAGAUUUUAGAAACAUUACAGUCUUCUGAAGGGAAUAUUUUAGAAGAUGAAAGUGCAAUUACUAUUUUGGACUCUGCCAAAGUAAUGUCUAAUGAAAUUACAAAGAAACAACAAAUUGCAGAAAAAACUGAAGUUAAAAUAGCACAAUCUCGAGAAGGCUACAGACCCAUUGCAAAGCAUUCAUCAGUAUUGUUUUUUAGUAUUGCGGAUCUGGCUAAUAUUGACCCUAUGUACCAAUAUUCUCUCAGUUGGUUUGUAAAUCUUUACAUCAACUCUAUUCAUGACAGCAACAAGUCUAAAAUUUUGGAAAAAAGGCUACGAUACCUAAAUGAUCAUUUCACAUACAACUUGUAUUGCAACGUCUGCCGUUCACUGUUUGAGAAGGAUAAGCUGCUGUUUUCAUUUUUACUGUGUUGUAAUCUCUUGAUGGCUAAGAAGGAAAUAGAACAUCAAGAAUUUAUGUUCCUGUUAACUGGAGGAGUUGGCCUCAAGAGCAAAUACAAGAAUCCAGAUCCAUCUUGGCUACAAGAUAAAAGUUGGGACGAAAUAUGCCGAGCAAGUGACAUGCAUGCUUUUAAAGGACUACGGAAUCAUUUAGCUGCACAACCCAGUGACUGGCGUAAAAUCUAUGACAGCAAAGAACCUCAGUCUGUUUCCUUACCAAAACCAUGGGAUGAGAACUUGAAUGAAAUAAAGAAGAUGAUUGUUCUUCGGUGUCUGAGACCUGACAAGAUUACACCAGCAAUAACCACCUUUGUGACUGACAAACUUGGGAAGAAAUUUGUUGAGCCACCACCAUUUGAUCUAACAAAAAGCUACGUAGAUUCAAAUUCCACCAUCCCGCUCAUUUUUGUGCUGUCCCCUGGAGCAGAUCCCAUGGCCAGUCUUCUGAAAUUUGCAAAUGACAAAAAUAUGAUUGGAAACAAGUUUCAGUCCAUCUCUCUGGGACAAGGUCAAGGACCAAUAGCGGCAAAAAUGAUUAGAGAAGGAAUGGAGGAAGGAACCUGGGUUUGUUUACAAAACUGUCACCUUGCUGUCUCUUGGAUGCCAAUGCUAGAGAAAAUCUGUGAAGACUUUAAUGGAGAGGCUUGCCACCCCAUUUUCAGACUGUGGCUAACUAGUUAUCCAUCACCCAAGUUUCCUGUAACAAUUCUACAAAAUGGUGUAAAGAUGACAAAUGAGCCUCCUACAGGUCUUCGGUUAAACUUGCUUCAGUCUUAUCUCUCUGAUCCUCUUUCUGAUCCCGCCUUCUUUGCUGGAUGUCCUGGAAAGGAACUGAGAUGGGAGAAACUGCUCUUUGGAGUUUGCUUUUUUCAUGCCCUUGUUCAGGAAAGGAAGAAAUUUGGGCCUCUUGGAUGGAAUAUUCCUUAUGGAUUUAAUGAAUCAGACCUACGGAUCAGUGUAAGACAGUUACAGUUGUUCAUUAAUGAAUAUGAACAUGUUCCAUUUGAAGCAAUAUCUUAUCUUACGGGUGAAUGCAACUAUGGAGGAAGAGUGACAGAUGACUGGGACAGACGGCUGCUACUAACUAUGCUUGCUGAUUUUUACAACUCAGAAAUAGUUGAAAAUCCUCAUUACACCUUUUCUCCUAGUGGCAACUACUAUGCACCACCCAGGGGCACCUACGAUGACUACCUUGAGUUUAUUAAGAAUCUUCCUUUUAGUCAGCAGCCAGAGGUGUUUGGAUUGCAUGAAAAUGUAGAUAUCUCAAAGGAUCUCCAGCAGACAAAAAUCCUUUUUGAAUCUCUAUUAUUAACUCAAGGAGGAAGCACACAAGGGGGGUCUUCAGGUGCUAGUGAUAGCACUUUAUAUGAAAUUGCAGAUGACAUACUCAGCAAGCUUCCAAGUGAUUUUGAUAUUGAAGCUGCACUACUUAGGUAUCCUGUGAGAUAUGAAGAAAGUAUGAAUACUGUGCUGGUACAAGAAAUGGAGCGCUUUAACAAAUUAAUACGAACCAUACGUACAACUUUGGUGAAUCUGAAGAAAGCCAUUAAGGGAUUGGUUGUGAUGGAUUCUAUGCUGGAGGCCCUUUGUGCCAGUCUCCUUGUUGGAAAAGUUUCAGAGACCUGGGCGAAGUGUUCAUAUCCAAGUCUGAAACCAUUGGGAAGUUAUAUUCUUGAUUUCCUAGCUAGGCUGAAAUUCUUACAGGAUUGGUAUGAAUCUGGAAAGCCUGAAGUGUUUUGGCUGUCAGGGUUCUUUUUCACACAAGCAUUUUUAACUGGAGCAAUGCAGAACUAUGCCCGGAAGUACACUAUCCCUAUUGAUCUCCUGGGAUAUGAAUUUCAGGUUAUUCCUAAAGACACUUCAAAUGUUGCUCCAGAAGAUGGUGUUUAUGUCAAUGGAUUAUUUUUAGAUGGCGCUCGUUGGGACAGAGCAAAAGGACUCCUAAGUGAACAGCACCCUAAAAUACUCUUUGACAUGAUGCCAAUUAUUUGGAUAAAACCAAAAAAAAAAUCAGAGAUAAAGAAAACAAAUGCCUAUGUUUGUCCACUCUACAAAACAAGUGAGCGUAAAGGGACACUUUCAACAACCGGGCAUUCUACGAACUUUGUCAUUGCAUUAAUGCUAUUAACUGACAAACCAGUCCAGCACUGGAUUAAGCGAGGUGUUGCUCUCCUCUGCCAACUGGAUGAUUAACUUUGUAUAUCUCAAAAUCAGAUGUGACAAAACUGAACAUAUUUGUAUCCUUUCCCUAAGCAAAGAACUUUGUUACAGACAUCUUUCAAUUUUGACUUUUGAACUGAUCUAGCUUUUCAAGGUACAAUACUUAGCAAUAAAUAAUGAAAUAUCAUUGUUAUUUCUCUGUAAAAAGCUGAUGUAUUUUUCUGUUCUUUUGUAAAAUUCGUGUCAAAAGUCAA